Penicillium cosmopolitanum is the source of this 1410-nucleotide messenger RNA. RefSeq names its product mitochondrial 37S ribosomal protein bS1m. The transcript is spliced from 2 exons. The coding region runs from base 1 to 1410 and encodes 469 amino acids. The record is from RefSeq and is a predicted model, not a curated record. Gene Ontology annotation, molecular function: structural constituent of ribosome. NCBI's taxonomy places the organism in Eukaryota, Fungi, Ascomycota, Eurotiomycetes, Eurotiales, Aspergillaceae. Gene Ontology annotation, cellular component: mitochondrial small ribosomal subunit. Gene Ontology annotation, biological process: mitochondrial translational initiation.
AUGGCGACCGCUAGGGUAUCGCCAACGGCGAAUCUUCUGCGGAAGUCUCGACUAUUUGCCCUUCCUCAGGCUUUGCAAACUCCCCGAGACCCGCCAUCAUCUAGGGUUGUGAACGAAUCCAACAGCGCGACACUUCCUCACCCUACCCGGGCAUCGAUCGUAACGCCGCAGUCUUCGCUGGCUCGGGGCGAUUGGGGCCUGAAGCGACCUCUCCCAUCCAAGUCGACAUCGGAGAAGUCUUCGAGGCCAGUUGUCCGCAUGAACGCCCUCGAUACCUACGAACAUGUCACCGAUUUCGAGUCCGCGGCCGAUCAUACCAUGACCCUGGAGAAGUUCCAAGAGCUGCACAUGCCCAUGUCGCUGCCCUCCAAGGUCAAUUAUGCCACGAGCAUGACCCCAAGACACCAAAGUCCCUUCGAAACAUUCGUCGACAACACCGAAACCAGCAAGACACUUGGAGAGGCGGGAGCCAAACAAUUUCGACACACCGGACCUUGGCUUGCUGGACAGACCGAGGCGGAGUUCGCGGGUUAUCUGAAGCAGAUUCGCCGCCAAAAGCCCGAACUGCUCCAGAAGAUGCGUGAGCGCUUUGACUCCAAGCGCUACGCAGAAGCCCGGAAGCUGGCCCAGGACAACGGCGAGGACCUGGAGAAGGUCCAGCCUCCCAAGAUCACUGACGCGGAGUUCAACACAUAUCUCAAGUCUCUCCGUGAAGAUCCCUUCGCCCUGGGCCCCGUUGUCUUCGAGUUGCUUGAUCUUCCUUCCGCUCCUACCGUCCCCAGCGAGCGCAUCGGCCGCAAGUACUACCAGUCCCCGGGAACCAAGCUGUCCGCCCCCGAGUACGCCACACACCCGUCCGCUGGUCUUUCAUACGCCCGAUCCCACGCCUCGGUUUACAACCACCCUCAACAUGGCCCUCAGGCUUACCAGAAGCCCGUUGAGGCCCGUAUCCUGCGCCCUAAGGGUAGAUUUAAGGGACGUGUGUCGAAGGCUAUUGCUGGUGUCGGUGGUAUUGCCGUCGAGGACUUGAACGCCAUGACAUUCAUUGACCAGGGCACACCUCCUGGAUUGACUGCCUUCGAUGCGACCAUCCCCGGUGGUGCCAAAUACUGGGUUUCGCCUAUCCGAGCCGCUGUCGAUUCCGAUGGCAGAAUUGGCCUUUCUUCCUACCGCGCUGGAUCUACUGCCAAGGCUCCAUAUGGAAUUAAGGAUUAUAAGAAGCCUAACGCGAUGAGCAUCACCGAGGCAGCUCGUCAAGGAGCUCACGUGGUCCCACGAAUGGAUAGCCACCGUCCCAACAGCCCCCGCUUCAGGGCUGGCGCGGAGAACGCCCCAAGAAAGACUAUGCGGGGAACCGAAGAUAUUGCUCGCAGCCUGAUGGAGAACCUCAAUGCGCCCAAGAAAGACUAA